Molecule: messenger RNA, 504 nt
Organism: Alternaria arborescens
Lineage: Eukaryota; Fungi; Ascomycota; Dothideomycetes; Pleosporales; Pleosporaceae
Exons: 2
Coding region: 1-504 (167 amino acids)
Source: RefSeq, a predicted model, not a curated record
AUGGCGGAGCACCCCAGGCGUAUCUCCGAGAUUACUCCACGCAACUCAGAUAUAUCACCGCUUCUACGUCUCCCUGGAGAGAUCAGGAAUGAGGUCUAUCAAUACGUUCUCAACGAAGGCGUCUACCACUUCAUGGAUGAUGAUUUAUGGCCCAUGACCGAAUGUGAGGAGCGGUUUGCCCUCCUGCGAGUCUGCCGCGAGAUUUACAACGAAACAAGGCUACUUCCAUUCUCUCUUAACACAUUCAGCUUCAGCAAUUUUCAGAACUUCCACAGGUUUAUCGUCAAAUUCACUACAGCAAAGCAACGUCAAGCCAUUCGUGCACUAGACAUAGCAAUCUGCAAUUCAUGCUGCAUCGACGACAUGAAAGACUUUGAAACCCGCCAGAUGUACUCGUUAUCUGACGUACUUCCGGCUCUGCAAUAUGUCGACGUAUCUAGAUACGGUGCGAAGUAUUGUGCCAAGGCCACGCUUGAGGAACGGCAGAAGAAGGUCGACCAGUGA